Molecule: messenger RNA, 2227 nt
Organism: Sphaeramia orbicularis (orbiculate cardinalfish)
Lineage: Eukaryota; Metazoa; Chordata; Actinopteri; Kurtiformes; Apogonidae
Gene: itgb1bp1
Product: integrin beta 1 binding protein 1
Exons: 7
Coding region: 217-813 (198 amino acids)
Biological process (GO): negative regulation of focal adhesion assembly; negative regulation of substrate adhesion-dependent cell spreading
Cellular component (GO): ruffle; cell periphery; lamellipodium
Molecular function (GO): integrin binding
Source: RefSeq, a predicted model, not a curated record
UUUAACUGGUUUGGGUGGAGGCUGUGAAACUCAGAGGGAAGCCAAAAGGAGUCAAACUGUAGGUAAACAUAACACAGAGAGGAGGAAAAAACAAAAACGACACAGUGAAACGUUUACGGCACAAACAGUGCAAUGCAACUGCAUUUGGAGCAUUGUCGUCUGUGUUACUAGUGGUCGUCGGGGCUGGAGGGCUGGAUGCGGUCGUCAUGGUGAAGGAUGUUCCGGAAAGUCAAAAAGCGCCACAGCAGCAGCAGCUCCCAAAGCAGUGAGAUCAGCACCAAAAGCAAAUCUGUGGACUCCAGUUUGGGAGGCCUCUCCAGAUCCAGCACCGUCGCCAGCCUUGACACAGAUUCCACAAAGAGUUCAGGUAACAGUGCAUCAGACACGUGCGCUGAGUUCAGGGUCAAGUAUGUGGGAGCCAUCGAGAAGUUACAGUUUGACAUGAGCAAAACCCUCCAGGAGCCUUUGGACCUCAUCAAUUAUAUCGAUGCUGCUCAGCAAGAUGGAAAGCUGCCCUUCGUUCCCGGAGACGAGGAGAUGAUCCUGGGAGUGUCCAAGUACGGAGUCAAAGUGGCCUCACUCGACCAGUGUGAUGUGCUGCAUCGCCACCCGCUCUACCUGAUUGUACGUAUGCUGUGUUACGACGAUGGCCUCGGUGCAGGGAAGAACCUGCUGGCUCUUAAAACCACCGAUGCAAACCAGGAGGAGUGCAGCAUCUGGGUCUAUCAGUGCAGCAGCUCAGAUCAGGCCCAGUCCAUCUGUAAGGUGCUGUCGACCUCCUUCGACUGCGCUCUGAUGUCAGACAAAUCCUGAGGAACGAGGGCAAAUGGACGGAGCCGACAUCUGUCCACAGUGAUGAAACACCUGCAGAACCAGCAACAGCAACAUGGCAGUCGCACUGCAACAGACCAAAAAGAAUUUCUUUCCCUUGUUUUGCAACUUUUCACCCUUUAAAUUCAGCUUAUCCACAGAAAAGUCAUGAAAUUGACUUGAUUUUUAGGGAUACAAACUCCUUGUCUUUAGGUCUUGAAUAGAACAGUAAAGACAAACAUCUAGGCAAAGUAAAAUAAUUAAAAUCAUUGUGUGAGCAGUAAAGCUCAUUCUAGAUUGUUUUUCCCUCUUGUGAUGCAAAAAUUGACUAUAAAUCCACAUUUUAAAGCUGAUAUUAAAAUAAAAAACUUCACAAAACUAAAGAAUAAAACUCUUAAGAUUUAGGGAAAAAAAUGAAAGAUGGAUGAAACGACAGGAUUUUCCUUAGGUUUGAUGACAAUUUAGGUGUUUUGGUGACUUUUUAUUGUAAUUACUUGACUAAAAAUAAUGCAUUUUGAGUACUUUUGAAUCUAUAUUAUUACAAUCAAACAAAAAAAUAAUGCAGUUUUUCAAUUAGACAAUGAAAAUUUGACUUUUCAUACAGUAAUAAUGUACUUAAAAGUUGUGGACGGCCUUGAGAAGGAAUUUUACAGCAUUUUGUCUGUAAAAUAUAUAUAUAUAUAUAUAUAAACCCUUUACAUGCGUUUCGAACAAUCCCCUCAGAAACUGUGAAUUGAUCUUAAUCUUUUCUUAGAAUCAUAUCCCUCACUCAUGAAGUAAGAAUUAAGAGAAGGGAAAGUUUGAGGAAAAAGGACAGAAAUGGGUGCCUUUUUUAUUACAGUACAGGGAAUUAAUGUAACUUUAUAUUAUUUAAUGUAAAUUAUGGUACAAAAAAAAAACAGCUGAGUUGAAAGAAAAAAAUGGGAGAUAAUCAUCUGUAGAGGUUUAAGGAAGUUUGACUCUCUUCAUGUUGAAAAUCUCUAAUGUCCAUUUGUAGUUUUUGUGUGUUUUUUAUGCAGUAUUGGUACUUUUUGCCUCAAAGAUACGUUACAUAGACGCUUUAACUGUGCUUCAUAUUCUGCCGGAGGAAUCUGUGUUUGUUGUUACUCGUUGGACCUUUUUGUAAUGAUGAUUUUGUCUUUGUUUUUAAUAUUUCUUUUACAUGUUACGAGUUUCUUGGUACCAAAAGCUUGAUGUGUUUUCUGGUUUAUUUUAGUCUGGUAUAAAGCCUAAUAAUCUACGAGUGGCUUUACAGUUGUGGUACUAGCAUUACUAUAGACUGUGCUAGAUAACAAUAAUAAUAGCAUGUUCUUGGAGUUGAAUUUGCUUUAGUUCAGACUGAACUGAACAAUCUGGUACAAUCUCGAAUGGAACAGUUUAUAAUUAUAUUUCUUAAUAAAGUGUCAUUUGCAUUUUG